This is a messenger RNA of Ictalurus punctatus (channel catfish), 2848 nucleotides long. RefSeq names its product meprin A subunit beta. The record is from RefSeq and is a predicted model, not a curated record. NCBI's taxonomy places the organism in Eukaryota, Metazoa, Chordata, Actinopteri, Siluriformes, Ictaluridae. Gene Ontology annotation, biological process: proteolysis. The transcript is spliced from 15 exons. Gene Ontology annotation, cellular component: membrane. Gene Ontology annotation, molecular function: zinc ion binding; metalloendopeptidase activity; protein binding. Bases 516 to 2717 code for a protein of 733 amino acids.
UCAAAGCCGGGGAAGCCAAAAAAAAGAAAUACAAAUAAUCAAACGCCAACAUAUCGCAUUAGACGUAGGGAGAUAAAAACCAAAACAAAUGAGGACAUCAAACAGGAUAUUAGAACAGGAUCACUGGAAAAACCAGAGCUUCCUGCAUUGUCGUGGACCGUGUGCACACUGUAAACAGCUCGGUGGUUUCCACUGCUAGAAAACCUGAGAUAGAAAGUGAAACAGACCGAGAACAAACCACUCUCACAAAACAGACCGAAGGACCUUUAAAGCGUGCGUUCUCUUUAAAGAGGCUGAUCUCGAGACCUACAGGAGCGCCAUCACUCACUAGCAUCCUGUUUGAUGGAGAGCACGAACUGUCUUGUCAGCCAAUCACAGGUGUGCGUUUCUCACCGAUCUGCUCAUACUUCCACUCCAUAUCACACCAGCUAUAAAACUCCUCGCUCCUCAACCUUUGUACGGUGCGUUAGCGUCAGUGUUCAUCCCGAGUCCGAGCUCCUCACCGCUCAUUCAGCAUGGACCGCUCGGCCGCACCGUGGACAUUUCGGAUUUGUAUCGUAGCUCUCCUGAGCUGCGGGGUCGGGGCUCUGCCGACAAGCAAAGUAACAGAGUAUGAUGUAGAUGGUGGAAAAGAGGAUCUAUUUGCAGUCAAUCAAGCGGCUGGACUCGACCUCUUUGAGGGAGAUAUUUUAUAUGAUGAGGAACAAGCGAGGAACUCCUUAAUUGGGGAUCAGUACCUAUGGCCCACCACUGUGCCGUACUAUUUUGAAGACGAUUUGGAUAUUAACGCCAAAGGUGUUAUUAUGAAGGCGUUUGAACAGUAUCGCCUGAAGACCUGCAUUGACUACAAACCCUGGAGUGGAGAAAAGAACUACAUCUCUGUGUUUAAAGGCAGCGGGUGUUUCUCCUUGGUUGGGAACCAACGUAAAGGAAAGCAGACCUUAUCCAUCGGAGCAGGAUGUGACCGAAUCGCCACCAUUGAACAUGAGUUCCUUCAUGCGCUGGGGUUCUGGCACGAGCAGUCACGUGCCGAUCGUGACGACUACGUCACCAUCAUGUGGGAUCGCAUCCAAGCAGGCAGUGAGCACAAUUUCAAUAAAUACGACGACACGACUUCAAGCUCCCUGAACGUACCUUAUGACUACGGUUCCAUGAUGCACUACAGCAAGACUGCCUUCCAGAAAGGCACCGAGCCCACCAUCGUCACCAAGAUUCCCGCCUUCAGCGACGUCAUCGGCCAGCGCAUGGAGUUCAGCGACAGCGACCUGCUCAAGCUGAACCGGCUUUACAACUGCACAAGAUCCACAACUUUCCUGGACACCUGUGACUUUGAGCUGGAGAAUAUUUGUGGUAUGAUCCAAGGUCAGGGUGAUAACACAGACUGGGAACGUGUCACCAAGGCAACUGGUGGACCCGACACAGACUAUUCCAACAUGGGACGCUGUACUGGAACAGGCUACUUCAUGCACUUCAGCACAGUCAGUGGCAGUAAAGGGCACACUGCUCUGUUAGAAAGCAGGUUGCUCUACCCUAACCGCAACUACCAAUGUCUACAGUUCUUCUACUACCACAGUGGGAACCCCAAUGAUAAGCUGGAGAUCUGGGUGAGAGAAUACAAUGAAGCCAACCCUAGCGGAACACUACGCAUGAUCGAGACAAUAACUGGACUGCCCGAGACGUUAUGGCAGCUACACCAUGUAAGCCUAAAUGUCUCCACAAAGUUCCGUGUAGUAUUUAAAGGCACAAAGGGUGCUGGAAGCUCCACAGGUGGGCUCUCUUUGGACGAUGUCAAUCUUUCUGAGACCACCUGCCCAGAACAUGUGUGGCGGAUCAAGAACUUCAAAAGUAUUAUGGAAAACACACCAAGAGGCACUGCUAUAUACAGCCCACGCUUUCGUUCAAAGUAUGGAUACACCUUCCAGAUGGGCUUGUACCCCAAUGGCAUGGAGACUUCCGAGGACAUGGGAGCCUAUGCUUCUCUGACAUCUGGCGAUGACGUGAUCGAUGGUGAUCUCACUUGGCCUUGCCCAUGGAUGCAGAUUACUAUGAUGCUAAUGGAUCAGAACGCGGACAUCCGCAAACGCAUGUCCAACCAGAGAAGUUUCACAUCUGACCCCAAUCAGAAAGUAGAAGGAUCUACAAUGUUUUUCUGGGACAACCCACGAAAAGUUGGAAUGGAAGUAACAGAUGGGGAUGGCACUAAAUACUUCAGAGGACCAGGAUUCGGAACAUCUGUAUACCUGUCUCAGGCCAGAGCACUCAGCAGAGAAUUUAUCAAGGGUGGAGAUGCCAUCUUCCUUCUCAGCAUGGAAGAUAUCUCGCACUUGGUUUCUUCUCAGCCCCUCCCUCCUACAACCCCUACUUCUCAUCUCCUCCGUCCUACAACCCUUAUUUCUCAGCCCCUCCCUCCCACAACCCCUACUGAUGAUCUAUGUGCCUUGAAAAAAUGUGAAAAUGAUGGAGUGUGUGUGAUGGACGGUGUAAAAGCAGCCUGCAGGUGUGUCGUAGGUGACGACUGGUCGUACUACGGGGACAGAUGUCAGUUUAAGAGUUCGAUCCAAAACGGUGUGGUGACGGCAGUCGUGUCCACAGUUGUGGUCUUUGUCGUCAUGUUGGUGGUGAUUGUAGUGAUCGUGGUGUGCCUGAAGAAGAAGUAUAAGAAGAAAAUGAAUGACAUGGGGGGCGGUACUACCACACAAAACAACUAUGCAAGUUAACAGCACAAGGAAUCAUGUAAUCGGUAACGGUACUGGCAAUAUAAACUUGUGUGUGUAUAUAACAAGAAGAUUUCCAUGUCAUUUAAAUCUCAAGCAAAAUUAAACCGUUCCCAUUUUCAUUGGUUUCUGAA